Molecule: messenger RNA, 3567 nt
Organism: Branchiostoma belcheri (Belcher's lancelet)
Lineage: Eukaryota; Metazoa; Chordata; Leptocardii; Amphioxiformes; Branchiostomatidae
Product: toll-like receptor 13
Exons: 1
Coding region: 74-3241 (1055 amino acids)
Biological process (GO): immune response; toll-like receptor signaling pathway
Cellular component (GO): membrane
Molecular function (GO): transmembrane signaling receptor activity; protein binding
Source: RefSeq, a predicted model, not a curated record
ACUAGAACAGCCAAAGUUUGUUCCUGUUCAAGAUAAUGUAUUACAAUUAUAGUUGAAGUAAAUCAUUUCCUUCAUGACUCAUACUUCCUCAUUCUUAACCACACAGAUAUGUAAUAACGUUCUGGUUUCGGUUCUUCUGAUAAGGUUGUGCAGUUUACCAAAAUAUCACAGUUUACGUGUACAGGUUGCUGUGACAUUAAGGUGCGUCAAGCAACACCGUCGGUUAGAUCAAAUCAAGUCGGACUGUAAAGCUACCCAGGGUUUGACUCUAGUAGUCAGAAACAGAUUAACUUGCUACUUGGAUUUACCAACAUCUUCUGACAGUUUUCUGGUAGAUUCUCUGUCACAAAGAUUUAGCGUGAAGAUGUGGUUUGAAGCUUUUCUAGGCGUGUGCUGGUUCCUGUCACAAGAGGUAGUUCUAUCUGUGGGACAUGGAGACAGGCCUCACGGAUGUCAGGUAUGGAGCCCAACGGAGGUUGCAUGCUCGUUCCUCGAUGCUGUACCACCAGACUUGCCCCCAUCAAUUCUCCGCUUGAAUCUACAACACAACAGCAUACGUGAAGUCAACAGACAGUCUUUCGGUGCACUGGAGCACUUGGAAUAUCUAGAUUUAAGCUGGAACCGUAUCGAGUAUGUAGAAAACGGAACAUUUGGCUCGCUGACAAACUUGCGGACGCUGAACUUAUCCGGCAAUGGUCUAGGAGACGCUCAGUGGUCCAACAUCACCUCGUCUCUUCUCUCUCUGCAAACUCUAGUCCUUUCAGACAACCGUCUGCAGCAACUCAACAGACGGUCGUUCAGAGGCCUACACAACCUGACUUUAUUGGACAUCAGCUCAAAUGCCAUCAUUGUCGGAGAGUGUGCGUUUUGUGGACAGCAAAGACUACAGAGGAUCGACAUGACCGAUAAUGAGAUAAGUACCCUCCCCAACAGACUUUUCCAUCCACAGUCAGAAUUAGAGUUACUGGACCUGUCCAACAACAGGCUUCGUGAUGACGUGUUAGCAAAGGAGGAACUCUGGUCAGGACUAGCGAGACUGCGAACACUGGACGUAAGCCGAAAUUACUUCUCCAUUCCAACAUUCGCACAGUCCUUUAGAAACCUGACAUCCCUUAAUACCAUUUACAUGUCCAGUACCAAAAUGCAGCAGUUCCGCUUUCAAAAUGUAGUUCCUCUAUUGAACGCACCGAUCCAUGACUUCAUUUUGAGUUACAAUCCGAUUUCCAUAUUUGAAGAAGGCAUUCUGUUACAGCUCCGGCAUUUGAGAACAUUAGAUCUUAGCCAAACGCCUAUUCCAUCUUCGCAAUUGCUGAAGAUAUUACCAGAGUUGAAAUAUACAAAGAUACAAAAGCUAGAAUUGGGAACAGCCCCAGGCAACUUUGCCAUAGACAAUACAACUUUUGGACGACUGCCAGGUUUGGAGGAACUAAGUGUUUUCGGCUCAGACUUGAGUGUGUUAAAAGCAGAAGUCUUACGACAUUCGAGAAACCUUACUGACCUAGACCUCAAAGCGAAUAAUAUUACUAUCAUUGAAGAGAACGCGUUUAUAGGAUUAGAAAGCUUACAGAAACUACAACUUCAAAGAAACAAUAUCAAGACCUUACCAGAGCGCGUUUUUGACCCCCUACACGCUCUUACAUAUCUAGAUUUGAGCUCAAAUAAUUUGAACACCAUUCCACCUGCACUUUUCAAAAGGCUCUUAAAUCUUCAAAGCCUAUCUCUUGCCGGUAAUGGCAUCGUUCGAAUUGAUAACACAACGUUCGUGGGGUUGAAUUCUCUAACCCAUCUCGACCUAUCCUUCAAUCUGUUUACCACAGCUAGAAAUGUUGUAGCACCUAGCCUCAAGUCUAUUAAUUUCAAAAGAAAUCAAAUCACUUCUCUGAAAGCAAAUGAAUUCUCUGGUCUUGGGAACUUAGUAUCGUUGUCCUUAGAGGGUACCGGGAUCGAGACAAUUGAACCUCGUGCUUUCCAAGGUCUAGGUAAAUUAAACCUACUUGAUUUGAGUCAAAACAGACUCCGGACCAUCACUAGUAGGAUGUUUGAAGAUCUUGAAAACGUGACCAAGAUAAAUCUAAGUUUAAACCUUCUAUUGAGCGAAAUUGAACCUUUUGGGUUUUAUGGUCUGCGCCGGUUGAAAGCACUUGUCAUCAGAUACUAUUUGUGGACUAUUCACCCGCAUGCCUUCGCUGGCCUGGAUAGUUUAGUGUUCUUAGACCUCAGUCAUAACCAAGUUUACAAAGUAGGAAGACAUGCAUUUGACGGCCUACAUAACUUAAAGAGAUUUCAUUUGGUUAAGACUAAAAUCGCCGUCUUCGAAGAGGAGACAUUUGGGCACGUCAUUCGGCAAGCCAAUCGCAUUCGGUUCGAAGAGAAUCCGUUCUUCUGUGACUGUAGGCUUCUCUGGUUCGCGGAAUGGGCGAGGGACAAUCCAGAUAACCUAUUUUUCUUUAGUCUUGAGUGGUACAAGUGUGCCGGGCCUCCGGAAUACGCAGGAACAAGACUAGAAAACUUUUACAUCAACUGUACGACGCCUACUCCGGACACAGAGUUCCAGCCUAACCUGCCGCUAGCCUGUGCAUUCUCCUCUUCAGCGGUUCUGUUGUACAUGUUAGCGGCGUUCCUGGUCAGCUAUCACCGCUGGAAGAUUAAGUACCUCAUGUUUCUGCUGAGACGUAGAAACGAAGACGAAGAACCCAUGAGAGGCCGUAGGUUUGUGUACGACGCCUUCGUAGCACAUAACAGCGAAGACACGAGGUGGGUGGUGCGCGAACUGUGCCACAACUUGGAAAACGUCGAAGACCAACCCAGAUACAAACUCUGUAUCCACCAGAGAAACUUCUUACCCGGUGCCCCCAUUGUAAACAACAUCGUCAAAGCCAUCGAAACCAGCCGAAAAACCAUCUGCGUGUUGACCAGGAGCUUCCUGCGGAGCGGCUGGUGUGAGUUCGAGCUGCAGCUGGCUCAGACUCCCGACAACCUGUUCGGCAAGGGCGGCAGUUGUCGGCUGAUCCUCGUCUUCUUGGAGGAGAUUCCGCGGCCGCUGCUGAAGAAGUACCGGCACCUGGAGGCCGUGAUGGACCGGGACACGUACCUGGAGUGGCCGGGGGACGUGCGGGGCAGGCCGCUGUUCUGGAGACGCCUGCGGGCCGCCUUGGGGAAACCCGUGAACGCGGAACGGGCUGGAGACCGCCGCAUGAGGGACGACGAACAACACGAACUCGUACCGUUGUUAAGAGUGUGACAAAUUAGAGAGUGUUGUGUAGCCGGUGUUCCACAAUUUUUGCUCCAUCUUCCCGAUUUUUUAAUUGUAUAUUUUACCAUUAUGUACACAUGGCAGGACGUUAUAUUCUUAUUUCUACUCUUGCGUUUUAGACUGUUCAGUAUUACCAAGGACAUUAUACAGAAGUUGUAUGAGUUGUUUGAGUCAAUUUUAUAGUAUAAUGCACAAUGUACAUAGAAUCAUAUAAAGAGGAACACUGUGAUUGCAUGCAAUAUACAUGUAUAUUGAGGAAAGAUAUAUGAAUAAGAUAGGUAUAAACUGCGCUGUGAUCAACACAAAGCUUAAAG